AUGUCGCCUCAGAUCGUCAUCUUCUACAACGUAGUCAUGCCGGAUCGGCCACGCCUGCGACGCGGCGCAGUGGAUCUACCCGACAUCGGUGUCAAGAAUGAAGAUUGGGGGUCCGAAUUGCGCGGCAACGCUUCUUUCACAGACGCCUGGGAGUUCGGCGUGCCCUUGGAGGCAGGCUUCAAGAUCGGCGAUAGGGUCUCCCAGGUUCUCUCCUUGACAGUGGCAGCCAGCAACCGCGAGACCAUCCGCCCGCGGGCCGACGGUCGCCCCCGCGUUAUCCGCGGCCGCAGUGGCGCCCUGAAGAGUGCGAGGAGUUUCUGCGUCUCCUGCGCUUGCGCGGUCGACGCGGACCGCGCCGCCGACGCCAGGGCCGCUCUGCAAGACUUUACCUCUGGUCAGCGAUCGAGCCUGUUUGCUUUGCUCCGCGGCCCAGCGAGCAUGGGCAUCCGACUUGCGCUGGGAAGCAUUCUGGACUCCAUGGAGGAGCAGCUCCUCGAUUGGAAACCUCGGAUCAAAAACAACAAGGAUGCGCUGAACAAGGAGCUGGAUCGUUGGACUGGUCUCGGGCGCGUCCUCCAGCGAGCGGCCUACGGCGCUCCCGUGCAGCUGGGGUGGUCGGACUUGGAGGAGUUUGUGGUGUCUCGGGAUCCUUGCCGCUUCGGCCCAGGCGUCGGGCUGGGCCGAAUGCUCGGCGAGCAAUGCAGCUGCGGAGUGUUAUCUUUCCGCAGCAAUGCGCAGAAACACUAUGGCGACGUCGUCCCGGAGAGCAUGUGGGCCCCUUACGUCGUACAUCAGCUGAAGAACAAUUGCAUCCACGCGUUUCUGGCUGGCGAAAUUACCUAUUCUGGCACCGGCAACGUCCUCGUGCCAGCCUGCGCGAACGACGUUGACUGCAGCCUCGACGUCUGGGACACGUUGAUCCUGGACCACCCCGUUGUGGACCCGGACCACGUUCGCGAUCACGUGGCGCUCGUCGUGGCGGAAGAGCAGAUGCGGGCGGUCGCGGCCGCUGCGGCGGAGAAGCAGACGGGGGCAGGCGCAGAUGUAUUCCCCGCGCUCGCGAACGGUGAGAAAGGGUCUCUCUUCGUCGAGGCCGUGGAGCGCGGUGAGCUCCACCUGUGCCUUGCGACCGCGGGCACUGACGAGGAGCCGCUCCUGCGACUGCAGCGCGGGACGUCAGUCCGCGGUCGGGUAUUCGUUUGCAUCGGUGAAUAUGUUGGCGCCGAGGCAAAUGCUAUCGCGGCCUUGAAGCGCAGCCUCCGCACUGAUCCGUCGCCGUGCUGCCGGUCGCUGCUGCCGGAGCACGGCGUGGCAUCCGCUGGCGGCCAGCGCAAUCCCAGUGUCUUCCGGCAGAUGAGUUCCGAGGAGAUCUUGAAGCAGUCCACGGACAUCGGCAAAAAGUUCACGAACGCCCAGAUGCAGUUCAUCCGCCGCGCACUUGACCGGGAAGACGGCGCUGCUCUGUGCGAAGCCUACCCUGGCACUGGCAAAUCAGCGACGGCGGCAGGCAUCAUUGCUAACGCGGCGAGCCAUUGCUCUGGCAAUGCCAAGUGCGUGGCCCUCGCCCAGCAGCGUGCCAUGCGCGACGAGCUGCUGUCCAACAUCCGAUCCGCGCUAGACGACCCGCUGGCCGCCGCCGGCGUCGGCCGACCUGCGGACGAAGCUCCGUCAGACGACGACGGUUAUCUGGAUUCGCAACUGCUAUCGGCAGUGAGCGGGCGAUUCACAGACCUGCAGAUGCGCAUCGAGGAACUGCGCAACGACCUGGCCGCCGUUCGCUGCAAUCCGGACGAGGGCGCGCUCGAGCGGAGAGAGUGGUUGGAGAAGACGGAGCUGAUGCGGCACCUGUGCUUCGAGUACGACGCCCUCCAGGAGGAAGCCGCGGAGAAGCAGUUCCACGACGUGCGCGUCUUCGCCAUGACCAUCGACGCUUUCAACAACGCCCAGAGCGGCCGCAGCUGGUUGUCCAGGAUCUUCAAGCGGUUCGAGAUUGCAUUCGUCAUCAUCGACGAGGUGCACCAGGCUAAUUUCGGCGAAGUGUACGCCGCGUUGCAGUCAGCGCCGAGCGCGGUCGUGUACUUGGACUCCGCCCAGGAGAUCCGCCACCGACCUGCGACGGAGUUCCUGCGGGAGCCGAGGCCCGACAGAGCAGGUAAUUACUACGAGUGGCAGAUGGCCUGCCACGGGAAGUCCCGCGUGCGUGCUUGGGGCCAUGUUCCCGCAGACAGCGUCUUGUCCUUGCCAGUCGCACAUCGGUUCGGCCCUGCGCCUGCCAAACUCCUCAGGGCAAUCUCAGCUGUCUACGGUCGGCCUGGCCGGGAAAUCAAGUGCGCGAUCGAAUGCGCCCGAGAGAGCGGGGACUCGUCCGUGGACUUGUCGAUUGCCCCGUACACUGCGAUGCGCUUCGUGUUCUACAGGGGCGCGCGAUGGAUUCCAUCGCUAUCCCGCGGCGUACUCGCCGACGACGCAGAGGAGGUGGGCCAGGUUGAUCGCGCAGCUCCGGGCUCGUCUGCCGCGGGGGCAACGAGGUCACGAACGUCGACGUUGCGCGCCGGAGCUUCCGACGUCAUUUUCGCCCAGAUGCUGUUCGAGGGCUUGUUCUUCCUGCGCGUGCUGGCGAGAGGCGAGGUGAGCAAGCGCGUUGGCGGGCCGCGCAUGUCGCUGGAGUCGACCACGAAGGCGGUUUUGACCAUGAUCCUUGCGAACGACGUGGGCGUCAAUUUCGCCACGUUGGUGCGAGGUGCUCUGGAGGACGAGGAAGUGCGGGCGGCGUUCGGUCCACCGGACUUCGUGGCUGAUGCCCCCAAGCUCUGGCGCGUGAUGACGCCCGAGGCUGCCAUGGGCUCCGACGGCCUCCUCGCGCAGACCACGCUGUUUCCCGGGGACCUCUCCGCGCAUGACCUGCAGGGCCACGCGAAGGAGCCCAACCGACACAACGUGGCCUUCUCCAGGUGCAUUCUUUUCGCUUCGUCGCACGAGUGCGAGGAGUGCUUCGACGACCGCGACGCGGCUCCGCACUGGCGGAGGCAUCAGGCUUACACCUCGGAUGCAGGCGGCGACUUGGACAUCGAAAAGAUCGACUGCCGCGGGCCCGGCGCGGAGAAGCCUGCGCGGCCGGAGUGGUUCACGUCGCCCGGCGGCGCUGCGGGGGCAAGUCAGAUGUUCCGCGCCGUCGCGACCUUCCUGUCCCCCAUCCCGCGCGUGGUCGCGAAGCUCCGCAAUCGGGCGGCACGCGCGCAGGUGCGCCCGCUGACGGCGCAACCCAUAUCCAUUGCGCAUGCGGUCGGAGACGCCUGCGAGUGGAUGAUGGACAGAGGAGCCCUGCCGACGGCCGCUCGUGAGCAAACUUCGCAGGCGAUGCCUCUCCAGACUUCCUCGUGGGUGAGCCAGCCCGACAUGUACGGUCUCGCGUCGGACCCGACCGCGCUGCGCGCAGUUCGAAGCCAACUACUCAAGCACUUGGGGGUCGUGGUUCAGAACGGCCGAGCUGCGAUUACGGCCAUGUACUUGGACGCCACUCGAGCGCGGGACGACGAAGCGGCUCCUCGCAGUGCGACAGUGGAGCGCGCGAUGGCCGCAGGGCGGGUGAUUGCGUUGCAUGCGGUCCAGCUCUUCCCCGACGCUUUCGCGGCAGAGUUUCCCUUGCGGGCGACGCCCAUGCCCAGGAAGAGGCUGCGCCUGGGCGGCGCUGUGCUGCGAGAGAGCUGGGAGGCUCGCGCUGCUUUGGCAUUGGCGUUGGAGCGCCCUGGUGGUGGCGACCCGAGGAUGCUCAUGUACCAGUUCUUGGGGGAUAACAAAAAGGGCAACCGGGCAUCGGCGGACCCGCCCAGCACGUUCCCCUUGCACUUCCGCGACAUGCCGAUCAACGUAGCUCAGGCUCUGGCUGCGACAUUACUUUUUUUCACUGGCGCAGAGAUCUCGGGGAAGAUGGUGGUCGUUCGCCCGCGAGCACCGACGCCUGAGCACCGUAAGGGGGCCGCGGACGUGAGUCGGGAUAUCAUAUGCGCAGUGAAUUCAAUGUCUGGAAUUCUUCGCAGGAGGCACGGGCCCCCGGCCGACGUGCAUUUGCCGCGCGCACCCAACUCAGCUGGCGCCGAUGCCGCGCGAAAGUGCGUGGAGGAGGCGUUCAAUUGCAUCCUCUGCUCGAACACAGGCGUGCUGGAAUAUUUUUCGAGCCAGGGCGGCAAGAUCCGGGAAUUUUGUAUGCUCUGCGAGACGUGCAACCUGCGCAGUGGCAGCGGCUGCUGGCCCGACGAUGCGACGCCGUGCCCUGCGUGCGCAGUCUAG
This is a messenger RNA of Prorocentrum cordatum, 4287 nucleotides long. NCBI's taxonomy places the organism in Eukaryota, Dinophyceae, Prorocentrales, Prorocentraceae. The record is from the annotation of a GenBank genome assembly.